Molecule: messenger RNA, 513 nt
Organism: Impatiens glandulifera
Lineage: Eukaryota; Viridiplantae; Streptophyta; Magnoliopsida; Ericales; Balsaminaceae
Product: desiccation protectant protein Lea14 homolog
Exons: 2
Coding region: 31-513 (160 amino acids)
Biological process (GO): response to desiccation
Cellular component (GO): cytosol
Source: RefSeq, a predicted model, not a curated record
UGAAGAAUUUGAUCAAACGCGAGAUCAACAAUGGCAGGUUUGAUCGACAAGGCGAAGAACUACGUGGCGGAGAAGGUGGCGAAUAUGCCGAUGCCUGUAGCGACGGUUACCGACGUGGAUCUGAAAGGUGUUGGCAUUGAAGGUAUAAAUUACGGCGCUAAGGUAUCCGUCGACAACCCUUACACCCAUUCCAUCCCCAUUUGCGAGAUCUCUUAUACCCUAAAAAGCGCCGACAGGGUUAUUGCCACGGGGACCAUACCUGAUCCGGGCUCGUUGGUGGGUAAAGAUAAGACGAUAUUGGACGUGCCGGUUAAGGUGCCACACAGCGUAUUGGUAAGUUUGGCAAGGGAUAUUGGAUCCGAUUGGGAUAUCGAUUAUGAGCUCCAUAUAGGGCUCACUAUUGACCUACCGGUUGUAGGAAAUUUCACCAUUCCUCUUUCCACAAAAGGAGAGAUCAAACUUCCCACUCUUUCCGAUUUGUGGAGCAAAAAUCCACCACAAUCAUCAGUUUAA